UACCCGUUGCCAUGGUGAUCUAUAGAGCCGGAAAUCCGACGCUGACCCGGAAAUGAUGGGCAGCGGGGUCGCCAUCAAGAUGGCGCAGCCCUGUACCGGUGGAGGCGCCGCCGUCGCUGCAGCAGCUGCCCCGGAGUUCAGCCUCGCCAGCUGCGCCGCCGCGCUGGAAGCGGUGCUGGGCGGGAGGGACGGCCGUGUCUGGUUCAAGGAGAGCAGCGGGCGCAACCUGAGGUCCCGCGACUGGAUCGCACCCAGAGGGGCUCUGAGCAAACUCUACCCGCAGGGUCAGGUUCCCGGAGAUCUCAUCGAAAGGCUGCUGUCAGAGUAUGGUCACCGCCUGUAUAUACGCAGCUGCAUCCAGACAGGAGCUGGAUUGGUGAUUCACUUGGACCAUCCUGCCCUUUUUCAGCAGGUGCUGAGCAAUCUCCCUCUCUACACACGACCUCUGAAGUCUGUAUUGCCAAAGAGGAAAUGUGUGAUUCUGAACUGCGCACCGUUGCAAGGGAGUAGGGGACCCGAAUCAAUGACAAUUAAUCAUUUACGAACUAUCCUCCUGGCAGACCAUCUUGCUGAAGUGUUAAGACAACAAGGCUAUGUUGUACGUGCAGUGCCAAAUCUUCAGCAAAAUGCUGGAGUCUGCAAGUUCCUGAGAUCAUUCGGCGUCAACUGGACAUCCUCCCUGGAAACUGUGUCAGACGACAGAAAAGUUUCUGACUUCAAGAAGAUUCUCUCAGAGUCAGUUUACACAGAGUGUGGGCAGAUGGAUACCCUUUCAAAUCAGACUUGUCUCACGCUGCCAAAAGGGGUUGGCUACAAAGUGAAUCUAAGACUGUUUCUGAAGGAGAAGGAACUAGAAGGUUAUGACACAAACUUGAAUGUGGCUUUGGUGCAGGAGGAAACCCUGAGACAGGUAGCAGAACUUCAAAACACAGUCUUACAGGUGGAUGCAGCAGACCAAUGCACGGCAAUCCACGUGGUGGGCUGUGAGGAGGAGUUUCAGCAGCAGAAGAUUGAUGUUCUCUGGCGGAUACUCAGCAGUGAGACUGAUCGAGUAACUCAGAGACAUCUUGUGUGUGGCUCAGUGAGAACAAAAGGUGAACACUCUCAUCUCAGUGCUGUUCAGUAUUUUCAAUUUCGAAAAUCUCAAAUGCUCGAAGCAUCUGUAAUGAAGUAUGGAAACAUAGUGCAAGGUGAUUCAUGGGCUGAAAUCAUCAAUAACAUGACCUCAGCUGUUAUCAAGUUUGAACUACUGGCAACUUCACACCGCAAUCCUCUGAAUUUGGACUUGGCACAAGGUGUCAAUAUCUCGACCAAAGGAACGAGGAGUGGCGCAUUUGUAAUGUACAACUGUGCAAGGCUUGCAACACUGUUUGAUCAUUUCAACAAUUCCGUGGAGAAAGGAUUGUACCCACGUUUCCCAGAAAUAUCCCAGUUGAAUUUUCCUGUACUCCGGGAAGAGGGGGAGUGGCUGUUGUUAUAUAAUUACAUUAUUCCGUUCCGAGAAGUGUUUGUCCAGAUUACACAUUCCAUGAGUUCAACAAAAGAUAUCCAUCUGAAUGUCAACUCAGAAACGCUGUGCAAAUUCCUUGUAAACCUCAGCAUGGAUUUCAGCUCCUAUUACAACCGUGUGCACAUCUUGGGCGAACCCCUGGAACACUUGUUCAACCAAAUGUUCACUCGCCUGCAGUUGAUGAAAGGACUGAGAGAGGUUUUUCAUACAGCACUGGGUACAUUUCACAUCCUACCGCCCAGCCAGCUCUGAGAAUCCAGCACGCCCAGUACUCCAUUCCACACCACCGGGUUGAAGGAACCUAGAAUAACAUGGACUUCUUCCACCUUUAUCAGCAACAGAUCCAUCGACUGAAAUGGAGCAACUGCGAAGUUUCUUUGUCAGUGCAAUAUCUCAGCCUGGGGCUUCUCCAGAUGAUCAGAUGUGACUACGGGAUGUCAUACGCCUGGCAGACGGAUGAUAGAACUGCUUCAUUCACCUUUCCUGUUAGCUAUCACCCUCUGCACAUCAUCCUAAGGGUCUACUUACCCAAACAUGAAACUGAUCUCUGGUUUGGCAAGAAGGAUAACAGAGGGACAUCCACAGUUCUUCAUCUUCCAUGAAACCGGUUCUGGCCCCUGUGACCCUCUCUUGAUCUGAACAAAUUCCAUUUCCUCUGUACUAAUUUAUCUCUGCUGUAUCUUAAAAUUAACUUUUUUUUUUUUUUAUAAGAUUGAAUUUUGGUUGGAAUCCAUCAACAAACACACAAAUUACUACUUGCUGUAUUCUUUAUAGCAUGGGUUGUCAGUGGAACUGACCAAUUGUUCACCUGAGCAAUGAGAUUAGUGUGACUCGGAAGAGAUCCUCAACAGUUAUGGGGCUGUCCCACUGUACGAGCUAAUUCAAAAGUUCUCCCGAGUUUCUCCUGAUUCGAACUCGGAGAAUUACGGUAACUCCUCGUGGGUACUCGGGGCUCUCGUGGACCUUUUUCAACGUUGAAAAAUCUCACGAGUCUUCACCAGCUUACCGCGUUUCCCGAGUACCUGCCGUUAGCGUUAAGAGCCGCUAAGAGAAGUACCGAGCUCCGACGUACCCGCAACCUACAUUCUACGUGCUUAACACAAGUUUGAUUUAUUUUUAAACUAGGGAGAGCUCUUGGGUAAACUCGUAUAGUCGGACAGGCCCCUUACUCUGGUCCUCAGCGGAGAUGUGCUAUUUUUUGAAGUGAGCCAGAGCAUCUCCAGUCAGUGUAAACAAUGGUAUGCAUGCGAGUCUCAUUGAAAAAAAAUUACAUUUGUACGGUCUCCAAAUGGUUUAGGACAUUUUUAAUUAAAAUGAAAUGUUACUGCAAACCAUUCAACAA
Amblyraja radiata (thorny skate) is the source of this 2852-nucleotide messenger RNA. It is a transcript of the gene dalrd3, whose product is annotated as DALR anticodon binding domain containing 3. Gene Ontology annotation, molecular function: ATP binding; arginine-tRNA ligase activity; tRNA binding. Gene Ontology annotation, biological process: arginyl-tRNA aminoacylation; tRNA C3-cytosine methylation. Bases 53 to 1762 code for a protein of 569 amino acids. Lineage: Eukaryota; Metazoa; Chordata; Chondrichthyes; Rajiformes; Rajidae. The transcript has 13 exons. The record is from RefSeq and is a predicted model, not a curated record.